AUCGUUUUAUUUCUUCCGGGUAGCAAGCUCGACUACGACGCGUGAACGCGCCGCUCAGUCUCCGGCGAAACAGUAAAGGAGGGGGAUUGCUCAGGCAGCACAGCUCCUCCUUGUGUCUGUGAUGGCGAGCCUUCUGCGCGUGGUUGCUGCCAGUUGCUCCAGCCCCUUGUUCAGUGGGGUGUCUUGUGUGAAGCUGCAGAGCACCAGGACGGUAAAGACGCCAUGCCUGCGAUUCUUCAGGACCCACCAGGCCCUCGGCUGCAGCGCCAGUCCAGGUGUCCCUUACAAGCAGCUGACGGUGGGUGUGCCGAAGGAGAUCUUCCAGAAUGAACGGCGUGUGGCGCUGUCCCCCGCCGGGGUCCAGGCCCUCAUCAAGCAGGGCUUCAAUGUAGUCGUGGAGUCCGGAGCGGGAGAAUCCGCCAAGUUCUCCGAUGAACAGUACGCCCAGGCCGGGGCAACCAUCAAGGACACCAAGGACGUGCUGUCCUCUGACGUGUUGGUCAAGGUGCGCGCCCCCGUGUUUAACCCCGCGCUGGACGUCCAUGAGGUGGAUCUCAUGAAGGAGGCAGCCACCCUGGUUAGCUUCAUCUAUCCGGCCCAGAACCCUGAGCUGAUGGAGAAGUUGUCCCAACGCAACGCCACUGUCCUGGCCAUGGACCAGGUGCCACGUGUCACCAUUGCCCAGGGCUACGACGCUCUUAGUUCCAUGGCCAACAUUGCUGGCUACAAAGCCGUAGUGCUGGCAGCAAACCACUUUGGCCGCUUCUUCACUGGUCAGAUUACUGCAGCUGGGAAGGUCCCCCCAGCAAAGGUGCUGAUCAUUGGAGGCGGAGUGGCGGGGCUGGCUGCUGCGGGCACUGCAAGGGCCAUGGGGGCAAUUGUCAGGGGAUUCGACACAAGAGCUGCUGCCCUGGAACAGUUCAAGUCCCUGGGGGCUGAGCCUCUGGAAGUCGAUGUGAAGGAGUCCGGGGAAGGCCAGGGUGGUUAUGCCAAGGAGAUGUCCAAGGAGUUCAUCGAGGCAGAGAUGAAGCUGUUUGCCAAGCAGUGUCUGGAUGUUGACAUCCUCAUCAGUACUGCACUCAUCCCAGGUCGGAAGGCGCCCAUCCUGAUCACCAAGGAGAUGGUGGAGAGCAUGAGGGACGGCUCAGUGGUGGUGGACUUGGCGGCAGAGGCGGGGGGCAACAUUGAGACAACAGUUCCAGGAGAGCUGUCUGUCCACAAGGGGGUGACCCACAUUGGCUACACAGACCUGCCGAGCCGCCUGGCCACCCAGUCUAGCACUCUUUACUCCAACAACAUCAUCAAGCUGAUUCGUGCUAUCAGUCCAGACAAAGAGAACUUCUACUUUGAUGUGAAGGAAGAAUUUGAUUAUGGCACCAUGGACCACGUGGUCCGCGGCUCUAUUGUCAUGCAGGAUGGGAAGGUACUCUUCCCAGCACCACAGCCCAAUAAUAUCCCAGUGGCAGCACCACCAAAACCCAAGAGUGUCCAAGAGCUGGAGGCAGAAAAGAAGGCCUUAAUCUCACCUUUCAGGGCCACCAUGACCACUGCUGGCCUUUAUACUGGAGGACUUGCCACCAUGUUAGGUCUGGGCAUCAGUGCUCCUAAUGCUGCCUUCACCCAGAUGGUGACUACCUUUGGCCUGGCAGGAAUUGUGGGAUACCACACCGUGUGGGGCGUCACACCUGCCCUGCACUCCCCUCUUAUGUCUGUCACCAAUGCCAUUUCAGGUCUGACCGCUGUGGGGGGGCUGUCCCUUAUGGGGGGCGGGUACACCCCAACCAGCACUGCUGAGACCUUGGCCGUCCUGGCUGCCUUCAUCUCCUCUGUCAACAUUGCUGGUGGAUUCCUGGUCACACAGAAAAUGUUAGACAUGUUCAAACGCCCCACUGACCCCCCGGAGUACAACUACUUGUACCUUCUGCCCACCGGGGUGUUUGUGGGAGGCUACGGCGCCGCCCUGCAGAGUGGCUACAACAUUGAACAGAUGAUGUACUUGGGUUCAGGUCUGUGUUGCGUGGGUGCUCUGGCGGGACUCUCUACCCAGUCCACAGCCCGCCUGGGAAACGCACUGGGCAUGAUUGGCGUGGCAGGGGGCAUCGCCGCCACCCUGGGGGCCCUUAAGCCCUCCCCUGAACUGUUGGCACAGAUGAGUGCUGCCAUGGCAGUAGGUGGCACUGCUGGUCUGACCAUCGCCAAGCGGAUCCAGAUCACAGACCUGCCCCAGCUGGUGGCUGCGUUUCACAGCUUGGUGGGCCUGGCUGCGGUGCUCACCUGUGUGGCUGAAUACAUGGUGGAGUACCCACACUUUGCCACGGACCCCUCUGCCAACCUCACUAAGAUUGUGGCUUACCUGGGAACCUACAUCGGUGGAGUCACCUUCAGUGGCUCUCUGGUUGCCUACGGCAAACUGCAAGGGGUUCUGAACUCCGCUCCCCUGAUGCUCCCAGGACGCCAUGCACUCAAUGCUGGUCUGAUGGCUGCCAGCGUGGGUGGCAUGAUCCCAUACAUGUUGGACCCCAGUUACACCAUGGGCAUGACCUGCCUGGGCUCCGUUUCUGCCCUCUCCGCCGUCAUGGGUCUGACACUGACCGCAGCCAUCGGUGGCGCGGACAUGCCUGUGGUGAUCACGGUAUUGAACAGCUACUCUGGGUGGGCGCUUUGUGCAGAGGGCUUCCUGCUUAACAACAACCUCCUGACCAUCGUAGGGGCACUGAUUGGGUCCUCCGGAGCGAUUCUCUCCUACAUCAUGUGUGUGGCCAUGAACCGUUCUCUGGCCAAUGUCAUCCUGGGUGGCUAUGGAACCUCCUCCACGGGGACAGGGAAGCCCAUGGAGAUCACUGGCACCCAUACAGAGGUCAAUGUGGAUCAGACAGUGGAGAUGAUCAAGGAGGCCCAGAACAUCAUCAUCACACCAGGCUACGGUCUUUGUGCUGCCAAGGCUCAGUAUCCCAUUGCUGAACUUGUGAAGAUGCUGCAGGAUCAGGGAAAGAAAGUCAGGUUUGGCAUCCAUCCUGUUGCCGGGCGAAUGCCAGGACAACUCAAUGUACUCCUUGCAGAAGCGGGAGUGCCCUAUGAUAUUGUUUUGGAGAUGGAGGAGAUCAACGAGGACUUCCCUGAGACUGACCUCGUCCUGGUUAUCGGAGCAAACGACACGGUGAACUCUGCUGCCCAGGAAGACCCUAACUCCAUCAUCGCUGGCAUGCCUGUCCUGGAGGUUUGGAAGUCCAAACAGGUGGUUGUGAUGAAGAGAUCCCUAGGAGUUGGCUACGCAGCCGUGGACAACCCCAUCUUCUACAAGCCCAACACGGCCAUGCUCCUGGGAGAUGCCAAGAAGACCUGCGAUGCCCUGCAGGCCAAGGUGCGCGAGAGCACCGCGUAACCUGGAGCCGCUCACGGGAGCCCUCAGCGCAGGAAGACCUGUGGCCCUGUGCUCCACACAGAGGGCGUCUGCAGGGUAGGUCGAAGCAAGCAGCGGCCACAAAACUCUAGAAACGGUCUUCAUGCUGUUACUCUCCUGGCAAGUUUUCUCUUCCAUUUUUGAUCAUCUAUUUGGUUAUUGUUAUUAUUAUCACCAUUAUUGUUUUUAGUUAUUAGAUACAAUAUUUAGGUUAAGAAACUUUUUGUUUUGUGUUGAGCGUUCCAACAUUUGCAUCACCUUUCCCCUUGUAAAUCUUUAGCAAAAAAAAAAAAAAAGAGAAGAAAAAAUGACAGCAGGGGUACAUUUUAUAGAGAUCUCUGAUAUCGAUUAAUAUAGCAGUUCCUUUUUUUCCACACUGAAGCAAUUACAAGUAUCUAAACAGUGUAGAUUUGCAAUCUUACAGGACUAAGAACUUGCAAGUUAUAUGGUGUUUUAAUGCUCUGUAAAGCCAUAGACAGUACUAUAAAGCUGUUAAGAGAUCAUGUCAGCUUUUUUUCCUUUUCUUGAAUAUAGUAUUUUGUGAAGUAGCCAUGUAUUACGUAGCCAUUGUAUUUGUGACAAUGUUACACGUGGUUAUAUCCUUGUUAUGGAGGAAAACUUGAACAAUACAUUAGAUGCCCAUUUUCAUGAGGAUGCCUAUUUUAUUUUUUUUUUCAUGGUCUUGAAGGUGUAGUGGUCAGAUGAAGUAAGUCUAAGUUCAUUUAAUAACAGAGAGAGCAGAAACAACCGAGGUUACCAUAUACAGCUUUUUGAAGUCACAGUAUUUCCUACUGGAUCAGACAACAUCUUCGUUGUGAAUAAAUAUUCCCAGCUUUCUAAACUAUUUUCUGUACAUUUGUGCAAAAGAUAUUAGUUCUAAGCACCCCCCACCACAGCCACCAUUCCAUGCUCCAGAAAAACUAAGUCUAUACAGAUUUAAUCUUCCUCUGUAUUUAAACUCAUUUAAACAGUGACACAGGGACCUAAUGCAAUACAUCACAACAGAGAAAAUAGUCUAUCAACAUUACCAUGACAACAGUCCUACCUCUCCUAUGUUCUUAACCUGACCAAUUUACUCUUCCAUUACAUUCGUACAAAAUAUUUGUGUCAGUUGUUAUACAUCUUCAUAAUUCAUAAAUAUACUUAAUUAUAAUUUAUUCUUCUUUACACUGAGCUGCAUGAUCACAGACCCACAGUUUUGAUCAUUGUCUUGCUGGGGAUAUUGAAUACCAUUUCACGUUUAGAAACAGAGCAACAAAUCAUUUCUCGAUUAGGGAGGGCUUGUUUAUUUUACACUGGCUUUAAAUUGAUAGAUAAAUUGGUACAUGUGGUGCUUGUAUGUUCACUUGUAGAUGCCUAAAAACAGUGUCCCCUUGAGAAAGAGAAAGAGAAUGACUUGAGAAAAGGGAAGAUUUUGAGAACUUUUGGAGAUUUACCAGUGUCACUUUCCCCCCGUCUCUUCAAGAGUAUUUUUAUAUAGAAAAAGUCCAUAUUGUGUAGGUACAUUCAUUCUGUAAUAUCUGGAUUUGUAGCAAGAAAAAAAAAAACAAAAUUGAUAAAAAAUGCCUUCUGACAUUUCAUUUUGCCAUGGUGUGGAGACAAAUAAAAUACUGUGAAUGUUUAUCUCCAGUUUAUCAUGGAAUGUUACCCUAAAUAAACAA
Molecule: messenger RNA, 5061 nt
Organism: Megalops cyprinoides (Indo-Pacific tarpon)
Lineage: Eukaryota; Metazoa; Chordata; Actinopteri; Elopiformes; Megalopidae
Gene: nnt
Product: nicotinamide nucleotide transhydrogenase
Exons: 22
Coding region: 122-3382 (1086 amino acids)
Biological process (GO): proton transmembrane transport; NADPH regeneration
Cellular component (GO): mitochondrial inner membrane
Molecular function (GO): NADP binding; NAD binding
Source: RefSeq, a predicted model, not a curated record